AUGGAAUUGGACGAUUUACUUCAAAAGCCAUCUCCACAUGGCGUACCAAUGACAAUGGUUAUUGCACGUGGGCCGGCACCAAAGCUAACUUGGAGAAAGGAUUGGAACAAGGGCGUACUAAGGCUCUGGGCGUACUGUCAACAGGCUUCUGCAUCCGUAAUUGGGACGGUGGCAACUGGCAUGGGGAUGCCAGAUGGCAGCGAGGCGAU
Debaryomyces fabryi is the source of this 209-nucleotide messenger RNA. RefSeq lists its product as uncharacterized. The transcript has a single exon. NCBI's taxonomy places the organism in Eukaryota, Fungi, Ascomycota, Pichiomycetes, Serinales, Debaryomycetaceae. The record is from RefSeq and is a predicted model, not a curated record. The annotation marks the transcript as partial.